AUGGGUUCGAUCGAAGAGCUAUCGUUUUCUGCCCCGCCUCAAGUGGUCAGCGCAAGUGGGUUGCUGUUCGAUUUCGACGGUAGGUUCCCAUUACCCAACAAUUUCACAUUGGACACGAAAGAUGAUCUCAUAAUCCCUCGAAUAGGCACCGUCAUCGACAGUACAGAAGCCGUGGUCAAACACUGGCACAAGCAGGCGGCUCUCAUGGGCGUCGAUCCCAAUGUGAUUCUCGCAACAUCACACGGACGACGUAGCAUCGACACCUUUCAGAUCUACGACCCCUCCAAAGCCAACUGGGAAUACAUCAGUCACCAAGAGGGCCUAAUACCCAAAGAGUUCGGGCAGAACGCGGUCGAAAUCCCUGGGGCGCGCAAACUGCUCGCGAGCCUCGAGAGCGUCAAUGCGCCCUGGGCAGUGUGCACAUCGGCUACGAGGGCACUCCUCGAUGGGUGGAUUGAGAUCCUCAAGCUGGCACACCCGCGCUGCAUCGUGGUGGCGGAAGACGUUGAACAGGGAAAACCGCACCCGGACUGCUAUUUGCUUGGCCGCGAACGACUGGGCCUCCCGGGCGACUCUCACAUGAUCGUGUUUGAAGACGCUCCCUCGGGGGUCCGUGCGGGCAAAGCUGCUGGCUUCAAGGUCGUUGGUCUGGCUACGACCCACACGGUCGAGCAGGUCCAGGAAGCGGGGGCGGAUUGGAUUGUGCGAGACCUGAGCAGUGUAACCCUCAAGGACUUCCACGAUGGAGUGGUACGCAUCGAGAUUACCAAUGCCUUGGUCAGAGCGUGA
Molecule: messenger RNA, 789 nt
Organism: Exophiala bonariae
Lineage: Eukaryota; Fungi; Ascomycota; Eurotiomycetes; Chaetothyriales; Herpotrichiellaceae
Exons: 2
Coding region: 1-789 (262 amino acids)
Molecular function (GO): sugar-phosphatase activity; beta-phosphoglucomutase activity
Source: RefSeq, a predicted model, not a curated record